AUGUGCGUGUCCGAGGAGGACCAUGUGCUGCUGCGUGUCCAAGGAGGACCAUGUGCGUGUCCGAGGAGGACCAUGUGCUGCUGCGUGUCCAAGGAGGACCAUGUGCGUGUUCGAGGAGGACCAUGUGCUGCUGCGUGUCCAAGGAGGACCAUGUGCGUGUCCGAGGAGGACCAUGUGCGUGUCCGAGGAGGACCAUGUACUGCGGCGUGUCCGAGGAGGACCAUGUACUGCUGCGUGUCCGAGGAGGACCAUGAACUGCUGCGUGUCCGAGGAGGACCAUGUACGGCGUGUCCGAGGAGGACCAUGUACUGCGGCGUGUCCGAGGAGGACCAUUUACUGCGGCGUGUCCGAGGAGGACCAUUUACUGCGGCGUGUCCGAGGAGGACCAUGUACGGCGUGUCCGAGGAGGACCAUGUACUGCGGCGUGUCCGAAGAGGACCAUGUACUGCGGCGUGUCCGAGGAGGACCAUGUACUGCUGCGUGUCGGAGGAGGACCAUGUACUGCGGCGUGUCCGAGGAGGACCAUGUACUGCGGCGUGUCCGAGGAGGACCAUGUACGGCGUGUCCGAGGAGGACCAUGUACUGCGGCGUGUCCGAGGAGGACCAUGUACGGCGUGUCCGAGGAGGACCUUGUACGGCGUGUCCGAGGAGGACCAUGUACUGCUGCGUGUCCGAGGAGGACCAUGUACUGUCCGAGGAGGACCAUGUACUGCGGCGUGUCCGAGGAGGACCAUGUACGGCGUGUCCGAGGAGGACCAUGUACUGCGGCGUGUCCGAAGAGGACCAUGUACUGCGGCGUGUCCGAGGAGGACCAUGUACGGCGUGUCCGAGGAGGACCAUGUACUGCUGCGUGUCCGAGGAGGACCAUGUACUGCUGCGUGUCCGAGGAGGAACAUGUACGGCGUGUCCGAGGAGGAACAUGUACGGCGUGUCCGAGGAGGAACAUGUACUGCUGCGUGUCCGAGGAGGACCAUGUACUGCUGCGUGUCCGAGGAGGAACAUGUACGGCGUGUCCGAGGAGGACCAUGUACUGCUGCGUGUCCGAGGAGGACCAUGUACUGCUGCGUGUCCGAGGAGGAACAUGUACGGCGUGUCCGAGGAGGAACAUGUACGGCGUGUCCGAGGAGGAACAUGUACUGCUGCGUGUCCGAGGAGGACCAUGUACUGCUGCGUGUCCGAGGAGGAACAUGUACGGCGUGUCCGAGGAGGAACAUGUACGGCGUGUCCGAGGAGGACCAUGUACUGCUGCGUGUCCGAGGAGGACCAUGUACUGCGGCGUGUCCGAGGAGGACCAUGAGGAGGACUAGGACUAGAAAAGGUCCGGCUCCGUGUGACUACAGUCCAGAGACAAGUCCAGGACCGAGCAUCACGUCCAGCUUCAAAUCCACCGUCCCCCGUCUCCACGCCGUCCACACGAAAACCCCGGGACCUGGAGCGUACGGGCCCUUCCUGAAGCUGGGCGACCGCGUGGACCCCGUCAUGGACCCUUUGUUCAGCUUCUUCUUCCGGAACCGUCCGUAA
Molecule: messenger RNA, 1521 nt
Organism: Knipowitschia caucasica
Lineage: Eukaryota; Metazoa; Chordata; Actinopteri; Gobiiformes; Gobiidae
Source: the annotation of a GenBank genome assembly